Malaclemys terrapin pileata is the source of this 3531-nucleotide messenger RNA. Its product is annotated as zinc finger protein 160-like. NCBI's taxonomy places the organism in Eukaryota, Metazoa, Chordata, Testudines, Emydidae. The coding region runs from base 89 to 1777 and encodes 562 amino acids. The transcript has 3 exons. Gene Ontology annotation, biological process: regulation of DNA-templated transcription. The record is from RefSeq and is a predicted model, not a curated record.
GGUGACCUUCGAGGAGGUGGCUGUGUAUUUCACCCAGGGGCAGGGGGCUCUGCUGGACCCCGCUCAGAGAGCCCUCUACAGGGACGUCAUGCAGGAGAACUACGAGACGGUGACCUCACUGGGAUUCCCCCUUCCGAAACCUGAGCUGAUCGCCCGGCUGGAACGAGGGGAAGAGCCCUGGGUUUCUGAUCUCCAAGUCUGCGAGGAAAGAAGGCUUCUGAGAAGCACCCGUACAGCAGGUGCUGAGCGAGGGAGUGAGAAUGAGGCGGGGAAUCAUCAUGAGGAAGUUCCUGGGGAACUGGAACCGCAGGGGACCUUUGUGGGAAGAGCUGAAGGGAAUUUUUCCCAGUGCUUGGAGCAGGCAGAAGCCUGGGGAAGUUGGCACAGGUCAGAGAGGCUUCUGGGACACCUCCCAGGGAAGAAAGUGGAUGAAUCUGUUAACGGUGGGGGAGGAGAGGAGGAUCCCACAGCGCCGCAGACAAAUCCCAAGAAAGAGACACGCUGGCACUACCUUCAGUCUCUCGAGUGCGGGAAAUGUUUCAUAUCAAAGACACAAAUAAUUAGACAUCAGUUAAGCCACACAGGGGAGAGACCCCACAACUGCUUGGACUGUGGGAAAAGUUUAAUAAGAAAGUCAAACCUUGUUAAACAUCAGGCAUUACAAACAGGAGCGAGACCCCACAAGUGCUUGGACUGUGGGAAAAGUUUCACAAGAAGGUCACACCUUGUUUAUCAUCAGGCAAUCCACACAGGAGAGAGACCCCACAAGUGCUUGGACUGUGGGAAAAGUUUCAUACAGGGGUCAGACCUUGUUAAACAUCAGGCAUUACACACAGGAGAGAGACCCCACAAGUGCUUGGACUGUGGGAAAAGUUUCAUACAGAGGCCACACCUAGUUCACCAUCAGGCAUUACACACAGGAGAGAGACCCCACAGGUGCUUGGACUGUGGGAAAAGUUUCAUACAGAAGUCACACCUAGUUCGCCAUCAGGCAUUACACACAGGAGCGAGACCCCACAAGUGCUUGGACUGUGGGAAAAGUUUCAUAAGAAGGUCACACCUCGUUUAUCAUCAGGCAAUCCACACAGGAGAGAGACCCCACAAGUGCUUGGACUGUGGGAAAAGUUUCAUAGAGCGGUCAGACCUUGUUAAACAUCAGGCAAUCCACACAGGAGAAAAACCCCACAAGUGCUUGGACUGUGGGAAAAGUUUCAUACAGAGAUCAGACCUUGUUAAACAUCAGGCAUUACACACAGGAGAGAGACCCCACAAGUGCUUGGACUGUGGGAAAAGUUUCAUACAGAGGUCACGCCUAUUUCGCCAUCAGGCAUUACACACAGGAGAGAGACCCCACAAGUGCUUGGACUGUGGGAAAAGUUUCAUAGAGCGGUCAGACCUUGUUAAACAUCAGGCAAUCCACACAGAAGAGAGACCCCACAAGUGCUUGGACUGUGGGAAAAGUUUCAUACAGAGGUCACACCUAGUUCGCCAUCAGGCAUUACACACAGGAGAGAGACCCCACAAGUGCUUGGACUGUGGGAAAAGUUUCAUAGAGCGGUCAGACCUUGUUAAACAUCAGGCAAUCCACACAGGAGAAAGACCCCACAAGUGCUUGGACUGUGGGAAAAGUUUCAUAAGAAGGUCACACCUUGUUCAACAUCAGGCAAUCCAUACAGGAGAGAGACCCCACAAGUGCUUGGACUGCGGAAAGUGUUUCAUAUGGAGGUCUGACCUUAUUAAACAUGGAAGAAUCCACACAGGAUCUAAACUUCUGUGACACGUGGCAAGAAAGGUUUAAGCAACUUGCAUGUAAUUGACUCAGGGUCAACGUUUAGAGAGAGAUUUUAAAAGUGUGUCCACCUUAGAUAGCUAGAGAUUGAAAUGUAAAUGUGUAUUUUCAAAGACUUGGAAGAAGAGGGCAAGUCAUGUCUGAGUAACCUAAUUGCCUUCUAUGACGAGAUAACUGGCUCUGUGGAUGAGGGAAAAGCAGUGGAUGUGUUAUUCCUUGAUUUUAGCAAAGCUUUUAUAUGAUCUCCUACAGAAUUCUUGCCAGCAAGUUAAAGAAGUGUGGGCUGGAUGAAUGGACCAUAAAGUGGAUAGAAAGCUGGGUAGAUCGACGGACUCAACUGGUAGUGACCAAUGGCUCCAUGUCUCACCUGCUCCUGGAUACUGUUGUACUUAAAGUACUGCACAGGAUCUUUUCAGGGGGAAUAAGGCAAAACGCCACAUUUAUUAGUAAUACAUGUAUUCAUUAACCCUGUAUUAUAUGCAUAUAAUAUAUUACACUUACACUCACACACACACACACACAAACACACUCCGUCUCGUUGUACCAAUUAGUUGCUCCCCUUAACUUCACUGGCCAGGUGAGUUAGAUGGGGGAGGGGGUGGGGCCGGGCUUCUGCCGAUCCGGAUCGAUGCUCCCAUGUUGACAAGACGAGACCCGGGGUCCUCUGCAAGACACCUCACUUUUAUAGCAGCUUUCCUCUUAUGCAAAUUUAUACCAGAUUUAAACUCUGUGUCUGUGUUCAUUGGUCCUUUGUGUUGCUUUCUUUUGAGUGUUGUCCCAAUGCUGCAAAGAGGGUGUUUCCAAAAGAAGGUGCUUGCUUCUAACCCCCGAGGCCGUCAGUAUGUCUGCUUGUCUUUAAUGAGCCCACUUGACACGUUUUAUUGUCCUUGGGUCUGGCUCCCAGCCCCUUUCCAACAGUUGAGGCUGUCUGGAGGUGCUGCCUUCCAUGCCUUGCUCAUCCACACCUCAUUCAUUCAACAGGGCAAUUGAUUAAGAGGGGGUGGGGAGAGCUCUUGUUCUACUGCUAGCAAAAAGAAUUUUUCUUCUAUCUUAUUCUAUCCUUAGGGGCUAUAAAAUAUUAUACCAAGGGCAAUGCAAUGUUUCUAAAUGAGGCUUUGAUACAAAGUCCCAUGAAAACAAAUGUCACACGUGGGUAGACCCACCACAAGGUUAUAUGAAGAGGCACAAUGUAAAGUCAUAUGAAAAUUAUCAGAGAUUUAUCUACAAUACAACAUCAUCAGAGGGUUCUCAGUCUGCUUCUUCCGCCCUGAGACAUCAAGGGACUCUCCAGUACUCCUCCUCUGCGGGUUCCAAUUACCCAACGAGUGCAGGUCCUGGACUUCACCACCGCCGCUGAUGUGCUGACAACACAGUAAGAUAAAUAGGGUUUUUUCAGUUGGUGUUUAUAGAUAUAUGGAGAUAUACCUAUCUCAUAGAACUGGAAGGGACCUUGAAAGUCAUUGAGUCUAGCGCCCUGCCUUUACUAGCAGGACGAAGUACUGAUUUUGCCCUAGAUGGCCCCCUCAAGGAUUGAACUCAUAACCCUAGGUUUAGCAGACUAAUGCUCAAAUCACUAAGCUAUCCUAGGGUGAGUUGUAUUUUGGACCGGAGCUUCAUGUUCCUGUUUUAAAAGCUGCUGUUUCACUGUUUGUCUUGUUAUUUAGCUACUGUUCUUUCAUAUUUACCCCUUCCCUAUAUGGUAUUCAUUCCCUUCAUACACUUACCUGUUGUUUUCAUCUUUA